AUGAGCGUCAAAAGAAUGGAAGGAGGGAUGAGGUACCCUAGCAUUGUGGAUCAAGCAGCAUGCCAAAUUUCGAAGCAUGAGAAGUCGUUAACCAUGUUGGUCGAGAAUGUCCAGCAGCAGUAUAGAACCGAAGAUUGCGGCCUGUUUGCCAUAGCUUUUGCGGAUAUGCUUGCUUUUAAUCAAGAUCCAGUUCAGGCAGUAAUCAACCAAAGUGUAAUGUGCCGUGAGCUGUUGGAGAGUUUCAAGGAAAUGAACAAGAAACGAUUCGUGACCAAUGUGGUUACUGUAAACGAGAAGAAAGCAAAAGCUCUGCAUCGUUGGACCCGCGAACUGCAUUGCAUAUGCCAAAUGCCUGACGAUGGCAGCAACAUGGUAGCUUGUUCCAAAUGCAAAAAGUGG
This is a messenger RNA of Porites evermanni, 399 nucleotides long. The record is from the annotation of a GenBank genome assembly. Lineage: Eukaryota; Metazoa; Cnidaria; Anthozoa; Scleractinia; Poritidae.